AAGUAGUUUUCGCAAAAAGGAAAAAAACCACUUCUAGCGCUCAUCUCCACGUGUACAAAUUUUUGAAAGCAUUUUUGAAGUGUAGAACUGAAACCGCUUUUGCUCUCCAAACUCCAAACCUCCGCUCUGAAUACAAACAACAAAGAAGAAAGAAGAAGAAGUCAGAAAUGGCCAAAGCCGGAGAAGAAGAAGAGAAGACUUGGGAGGAAGUUCUGAGAAGAAUGUUACCGGAAGGCGCGCCAUUACCAGACGAAGAGCAACUCGAUUUCUCCAUCGCCGUCGAAUACGAAGGUCCUCCUCUUCCUUUUAACAAUAUUCCUAGAGUUGACCCUGUUAAUCUUAAUCCUCUUUCGCUUCCCAAGAUUACUCGAAAACUUUCUAGAUUUAAUAGACCUUCGCUUACUGAUCUCAAUCUCAAAGUCAAAUUUCCUAAUGAUGAUGAUGGAUUGCAAUCGCGUGAUUGUACAAACGGCGACAUUUCGAUUAAUGAUUUUUCUUCGCCGCUUUCUGGCGGUGGUGAUGAUUGUGAGGAUGUGAAAGAAGAGGAGGUGAAUGAGUCAAAGGAGAGUAAGGUUGUUUGGAAGAAGAAGAGGGGAGGGGUUUGUAAUAGGUGUUCGAAACGCAGUCGUUUGAAGGAGAGAGAGGCCUGUUUGGUUUGUGAUGCGAAGUAUUGUAAUAAUUGCUUGAUUAAAGCAAUGGGAUCGAUGCCAGAAGGGAGGAAAUGUGUUAAUUGUAUUGGGAAGGCUAUAGAUGAAUCGAAGAGAUCGAUUUUGGGAAAGCCUUCGAGGAUUUUGUCGAAAGUUUGUAGUCCUUUGGAGGUUAAGCAGAUAAUGAAGGCGGAGAAGGAAUGUGCUUCGAAUCAGCUUAGACCUGAGCAGUUGCUUGUAAAUGGUCGGCAGUUGAACCAAGAUGAAUUAGCUGAACUUUUGGGUUGUCCUAAUCCUCCUCAGAAGUUGAAGCCGGGCAAGUAUUGGUAUGAUAAAGAUUCUGGCCUUUGGGGAAAGGAGGGAGAGAAGCCUGAUAAGAUAAUCACUUCAAAGUUGAAUGUUGGGGGUAAGCUUCAGCAGGACGCUAGCAAUGGAAACACCAAGGUUUACAUAAAUGGUCGAGAAAUCAACAGGACUGAGCUCAAAGUUUUAAGGCUGGCUGGCGUACAGUGUCCUUGUGAUACUCACUUUUGGGUGUAUGAUGAUGGAUCUUAUGAGGAAGAAGGUCAAAAUAACAUUAAGGGGAACAUAUGGGGAAAGGCAUCUACUCGUUUCAUUUCCUCAUUAUUUUCAUUGCCUGUACCACCUGGAAAUACUCAGGGGCAAAUCGACGAUCCAAGUACUUUCUCAGGUAGGUCGGUACCUGAGUAUUUUGAGCAGGGAAGCAUCCAGAAACUUUUGUUAUUUGGAUUGGAAGGAUCUGGAACUAGCACUAUUUUCAAGCAGGCUAAAUUCUUAUAUGGCAACCAGUUCACUCCAGAAGAGCGACAGGAUAUCAAGCUUAUGAUUCAAAGUAAUAUGUUCAAGUAUCUUAGCAUAUUACUUGAGGGGCGAGAGAGGUUUGAAGAGGAAGCUUUAUUAGAAAUACAAAUUACUUUGGAUGCUGAAGCGUCCGUCCCAGGUGAAACAGGUGUCGAGGAAAAUAAGCAAUGUAUCUACUCAGUAAACCAAAGAAUCAAGCACUUUUCUGACUGGUUGCUGGAUAUCAUGGCUACUGGUGAUUUUGAUGCAUUCUUUCCUGCUGCAACACGUGAGUAUGCACCUGUUGUAGAUGAGAUUUGGAAGGAUCCCGCCCUCCAGGAAACAUACAAGAGAAGGGAGGAGUUGCAACAUCUUCCUGAUGUGGCCAAAUAUUUCUUAGAUCAGGCUGUUGAAAUAUCUAGUAAUGAAUAUGAACCAUCAGAGGAGGACAUUUUAUAUGCUGAAGGAGUCACUCAAGGGAAUGGUCUCGCCUUCAUGGAAUUUUCAUUUGAUGAUAGAAGCCCCAUGUCAGAGUUAUACCAUGAGAAUUUAGAAUCAUCUCCCUUGACGAAGUACCAACUUAUCCGCAUAAAUUCCAAGGGACUACAUGAUAGUUGUAAAUGGCUGGACAUGUUUGAAGAUGUGAGUGGUGUGAUAUUCUGCAUUGCUUUGAGCGAUUACGACCAGAUGUCGACGCAUGGCACGGAUACCCUUCACAACAAAAUGCUGGCUAGCAGAGACAUGUUUGAGAGUCUUGUUAGACAUCCUUGUUUUAUAGACACCCCAUUCGUGCUUUUGCUGAACAAAUACGACGCCUUCGAAGACAAGAUUAACCAGGUUCCAUUGUCUACUUGUGAGUGGUUCAAGGAAUUUAGCCCUGUGAAGCCCCACAACAAUAAUCAAGCCCUAGCACACCACGCAUACUACUUUGUAGCCAUGAAAUUCAAGCAGCUAUAUUAUUCGAUAACUCACCGCAAAUUGUUUGUUUGGCCGACCCGGUCGCACGAGCGUGCCACAGUCGACCAGGCAUUCAAGUACACACGGGAGGUCCUUGAGUGGGAGGAAGAGAAGAAUGACAAUAUGUAUGGAAUAGUUGGGGAGGAAUCCCUUUACAGCUUGGAGUUGAGUACAUCUCCUUACAUAAGGCAAGAAUGAAUUCAUUUCUGAUUCUAUGUUCAUCUCUGUAUAUAAAAGGCGAGCUAAGCUGACAAUCUUAACAAAGAGGAGACAGCUUUUUGGCUUUUUGUCAUCCUCCGACGAUUAACGAGAGCGACAGAAGAGGAACGAAAAUCAUUUUGGCAGCUUGAAGAUCAAUCAGUCCUGGUUCUCAGCUGUAUAGAGUAUAAAGCCAGCACUUUGAGUCACUUUUUUAUCUUUUAUUUUUUUUAUUUAGUUAGUUUUCAUUUUAUUACAAUUAUUUUGUAAAUUUUACAGUUCUCAGCACGAAAUUAAAUUUGACUCCAUAUUUAAUUAAA
This is a messenger RNA of Pistacia vera, 2923 nucleotides long. Its product is annotated as extra-large guanine nucleotide-binding protein 3-like. NCBI's taxonomy places the organism in Eukaryota, Viridiplantae, Streptophyta, Magnoliopsida, Sapindales, Anacardiaceae. The record is from RefSeq and is a predicted model, not a curated record. Gene Ontology annotation, cellular component: heterotrimeric G-protein complex. The transcript is spliced from 8 exons. Bases 168 to 2603 code for a protein of 811 amino acids. Gene Ontology annotation, molecular function: G-protein beta/gamma-subunit complex binding; GTPase activity; G protein-coupled receptor binding. Gene Ontology annotation, biological process: adenylate cyclase-modulating G protein-coupled receptor signaling pathway.